AUGGCUCCGACUCGGGCACUCGUCCUUCUCGGUACGCUUGCAUUGGCGAGCGCCUUGCCGCAUAGGAACGGCAUUGGGAGGGUUGUCAAGAGACAGGUUGAGGAGCUUCGCGACAGUUAUGAUUUCGUCGUUGUUGGCGGUGGAACGGCGGGUCUUACCAUUGCCGACCGUCUCAGCGAGGCUUUUCCCGAGCGAAAUACUCUCGUCAUAGAGUAUGGUGUCGUCGAAGACGCCGAGGCGGUUUUCGAGCCUCCCGGCGGCGGCCCCGGUAACAAGCGUCUCAACAUCCAGUCGCUUCCCAUUCCGGCCCUGAACAACCGACGUGCUUCGCUUACCGUGGGAAUGACUGUCGGUGGGAGCUCGACCAUCAACGGACAGUUCUUCGAUCGUGGACAUAAGCUCGAUUAUGACGACUGGGCCAAGAUUGGUAGCCCUGAGUUUGAUGAGAGUGAGGAGAGUUGGGACUGGGAUAAUAUUUUGCCAUUUUUCAAGAAGAGCGUCACUUUCUUCGAGCCUUCGGAGGAGAAUGCCGAACUGUACGGAUACACCUGGGAUGUUGAUGCCGCAUAUGGCGAGAACGUCUCUCACAUCCAGGCCGUCUAUGCCCAGUACCAGUUCCCCGUCCAGAAAAUCGCCUGGGACGCCUUCAUCGAGAUGGGUCUCCCCUCACCCAAGGAAUGCGCCGGCGGCGACAAACACGGCGUCUGCUGGGUCCCCGCCUCGCAGUACUAUCUCGACGGCCAGCGAUCUCACGCCGGCCGCGGCCACUACCUCGAAGUCAUCGAGGACCGGUCCAACUACGACCUUCUCGCUGGACACAAGGUCACGCGUCUCAUCGUAGGCGAGGCCGAUGCUCCGCCGGCCAUCGAAUUCAAGCCCGUAGAUUCGGAUAGUGAGGAUGAUGUCAAGACCGUCACGCCUAAGUUGGAAGUUGUCGUUUCGGCUGGGGCUAUUCACUCACCGCAGAUUCUGCAGAGGAGUGGCAUUGGGGAGGCCGAGUUUUUGGAGGCUGCUGGUAUUGAGGUUGUGGUUGACUUGCCUGGUGUGGGACAUAAUUUCCAGGAUCACUGCGGCCCUGGAUCUUCCUUUGCGCUCGCCGAGUCCAUUCAACCCAGCCAAGGCUCCAUCAACUCCAACGAAACCUUCGCCAAAGAAGCCCUCGACCUCUACGCCGAACGCCCCGCCAAAGGCCCAUACACCCUCGCCAUGGGCAAUAGCGCCAUCUACCUCUCCCUACCUGUUAUCACCGAAGACUCAGCCGACAUCGUAGCCGCCAUCCGCGCACAGAUCGAAGACGGUUCGGCGCUCGACUACCUCUCCGAAGGAACACCCGAGAGCGUCAAGGAUGGCUACCUCGCGCAGCUUGCCGUGCUGGCUGACGCGCUUGAGAACCCCGAGCACCCCGUCCUCGAGGCCCCCUGGAUGAGCUCGACGCCUGGCGGAGGCUUCCUUCUUAAGCCGCUUAGCCGUGGGACCGUGCAGCUCAACCCUGAGGAUCACGACGCCGAACCCAUCGUUGAUUAUAGGACUGGUGCCAAUCCCAUCGAUAUGGAGGUCAUGUCGCGUUUCUUGCCAUUUUUCAGACGGUACUAUGAGACGGAGACGAUGCAGGCUUUGGGUGCCAGGGAGGUCUCUCCUGGCGCGAAUGUGACGGCGGUGGAGGACAUUACGGAGUAUAUUCGGAAUACUAUCACGCCUUCGUUUAUGCAUCCCUGCUGCACGGCGUCGAUGAUGCCCAAGGAGAAGGGAGGCGUGGUUGGUCCGGAUUUGAAGGUGCAUGGAUUAGAGAGGGUGAGGGUUGCGGAUAUUAGUAUUAUUCCCAUAAUUCCCGGAACGCAUACUAGUGCUACUGCUUAUGCCAUUGGUGAGAAGGCUGCUGAUAUCAUUAUUCGAUCCUGGCCUUCUGAGGAGGCCGAGGAGCCGGUGAAGGAGGCACCCAAGUGCAAGAAGAGGCGAUCGCAGAAGCACUAG
This is a messenger RNA of Scedosporium apiospermum, 1971 nucleotides long. RefSeq names its product Alcohol oxidase. The transcript is spliced from 6 exons. Gene Ontology annotation, molecular function: flavin adenine dinucleotide binding; oxidoreductase activity, acting on CH-OH group of donors. Gene Ontology annotation, biological process: secondary metabolite biosynthetic process. The coding region runs from base 1 to 1971 and encodes 656 amino acids. The record is from RefSeq and is a predicted model, not a curated record. NCBI's taxonomy places the organism in Eukaryota, Fungi, Ascomycota, Sordariomycetes, Microascales, Microascaceae.